UUUGUCCGUCUGCUUCAGAAGAAGGGUCAGCUUCUCAGGAUGUACACGCAGAACAUUGACGGACUGGAGAGAAUGGCAGGGAUUCCUCCUGAGUUGCUGGUCGAGGCCCACGGUACGUUCUCCACCGCCACCUGCACCGUCUGCUUGAGAAAAUACGAGGGCAAUGAUCUACGACCGGAUGUGAUGAGUGGGACGGUCCCUAAGUGUCCCACCUGUAAAGGUGUGGUCAAGCCUGACAUCGUGUUUUUCGGAGAGGAGCUUCCACAGCAUUUCUUCAAGUACCUCACAGACUUCCCUCUGGCAGAUCUGCUGAUCAUCAUGGGCACAUCACUGGAGGUGGAGCCCUUCGCCAGCCUGGCAGGGGCCGUGCGCAGCUCCGUUCCUCGUCUGCUCAUCAACAGGGACGUGGUGGGGCCGUUCGCUUGGAGCCGCCGGCAGCACGAUGUCGUUCAGCUGGGCGACGUGGUCAGUGGCGUGCAGGCCCUGGUCGGCGCCCUGGGCUGGACUCAGGAGCUGGACAAGGUGAUGGCUGCUGCUGCAGAGGAAGAGACAACAAAGACAGAAGAGUGAGAACAUUUCACUUCAUCGAGCUGCAGGUUUCACUUUUCAUCACUGCACUCGGCACCGAACACAAAACAACCUCACGUGACUUUCCUGACGGAAGAGGUCGUGCUGAUGUCAAGGAGACUUGAAUAAUAACCUGCUGCAUGUCCUCAUUCAAUUAUCAUUAAAAUCCAAGUGAUUGUUAUGGUUGAAAUUGUUUUAAACCAACGAGGAAGUUCU
Messenger RNA from Paralichthys olivaceus (Japanese flounder), 783 nucleotides. Lineage: Eukaryota; Metazoa; Chordata; Actinopteri; Pleuronectiformes; Paralichthyidae. The record is from RefSeq and is a predicted model, not a curated record.